Messenger RNA from Gopherus evgoodei (Goodes thornscrub tortoise), 2103 nucleotides. Its product is annotated as riboflavin transporter 2-like. Gene Ontology annotation, biological process: riboflavin transport. The record is from RefSeq and is a predicted model, not a curated record. Bases 89 to 1411 code for a protein of 440 amino acids. Gene Ontology annotation, molecular function: riboflavin transmembrane transporter activity. NCBI's taxonomy places the organism in Eukaryota, Metazoa, Chordata, Testudines, Testudinidae. The transcript has 4 exons. Gene Ontology annotation, cellular component: plasma membrane.
ACUUCCAGCUCGGCUCGGCUCGGCUCGGCUCGGAGCAGGCAGAGCGGGGCCGCCCAGCCCUGCGAGGCCCAGCGUGCCAGCGGAAGCCAUGGCACUGGUGGUUCACAUCCUCGCCUGCCUCCUGGGCACCGGCUCGUGGGUGGCCAUCAACGGCAUGUGGGUGGAGCUGCCCCUCAUUGUGCCCCGGGUCCCGGAGGGCUGGUACCUGCCGUCCUACCUCACGGUGCUGAUCCAGUUUGCCAACGUGGGGCCGCUCUUCGUCACCCUCAUGCACCACUUCCAGCCUGGGCGGCUCAGUGAGCCCGGCACCAUCUACACCAUCGUCAGCCUCGGGGCGCUGGCCUGCGUCCUGCUGGCCUUCUUCUGGCAGGCAACCAGCGUGGUGGGGGGCACAACCCGCAGCACCGCCCUCCUCAUCCUCCUCUUCUUCCUCUCCCUGGUGGACUGCACCUCCUCCGUCACCUUCCUGCCCUUCAUGCUGCGCUUCCGGGCCCGGUACCUGACCACCUACUUUGUGGGCGAGGGGCUGAGCGGCCUGGUGCCCGGCCUGGUGGCCCUGGCCCAGGGCGUGGGGGUGGUCCGGUGUGUGAAUGGCAGCCUGGCAGGGAACGCCUCGGGCACGGGGCUGCGGGCAGAGUACCAGCCGGCCCGGUUCUCCGUUAGCCUCUUCUUCCUCUUCCUCGGUGGCAUGAUGGGCCUGUGCCUCGCCGCCUUCGUCCUGCUCAACCACCUGCCGGCCGCCCGGCAGGAGCGGGCCAAGGAGCGGUUCCAGGCCCAGGCCCGGGUGGAGGCCGGCGCAGGGCUGCAGGCCGUGGUGGAGGAGCGGCCCAUGAUCAGCCCCAGCGAGAGCCGCCGGCUCAGCAGCUGCUUCGGCACCGGCACAUACUCCUGGCCCCAGGUGGCCUACAUCUUCCUGGUGCUGGCCUGGGUCAACGCGCUGACCAACGGCGUGCUGCCCGCGGUGCAGUCCUACUCCUGCCUGCCCUACGGCAGCUCGGCCUACCACCUCUCGGCCACGCUGGCUGCCAUGGCCAACCCACUGGCCUGCUUCUUCGGCAUGUUCCUGCCCAACAGGUGUUUGCUGCUGCUCGGGCUCCUGACCGCGGCCGGCUCCGGGUUCGGCUGCUACAUCCUGGCCAUGGCGGCGCUCAGCCCGUGCCCGCCCCUGCUGCACAGCCACGCCGGAGCGACGCUCAUUGUACUGUGCUGGGUUCUCUUCGUGGGCUCGCUGUCCUACGUGAAGCUGAUGAUCGGCAUGAUCCUGCGGGACGAGGGGCACAGCGCCCUGGUGUGGUGCGGGGCCGUGGUGCAGCUCGGCUCCAUGCUCGGGGCGCUCAUCAUGUUCCCGCUGGUCAGCGUCUACAGCCUCUUCCGCUCCGGAGACCCCUGCACCACCCGCUGCCCCAGCUGAGACCCGCCAUGGCCUCCGGCCGGGGGGACACCGGGGCUGCCAGCUCAGCCCUUGGAACACUAGUCCUACUGGCCCAGCACUGCCGCCCUCUGCUGGGUGAAAUCAGAACUGCGCCAGCCACUAUCAUCAGCACUAUACUGCUGUCAGCUACUGGGGAUUCACCAUUAGCUCAAGUAGGUGGGCCUGGGCUGAGGAGCUGGAGUUUUUGACCUCUGUACUUGGUGUCACUGUGGUGCAGGGAGUGGCGAGUGUGCAGUGCAGAGAGGACUCGCAUGGCCUAGAAGGCCACAGAUGUGUUUGUUCCACUCAGGUUAUUACACUGUGCCCACCACCCUGGCAUCCUGGCCCCCUGGGGACAAUUCUAAGCACUGAGCAAGAGCCUCUCCAUUAACCCCCUGGUAGAGCAGGAUUAUGCCCAUUUUACACAUGGGGAAACUGAGGCACUGGGUGGGGAAGGGAUUUGCCCAAGGUCACCCAGCAAGUCAGUGGCUGAGAUGGGACUAGAACCCAGGAGUCCUGCCACCUGCUUUUGUGCAGGGUGACAGGAGCAGCCAAAUGCCUUCAGAGCUCCCCAUCACCUGGGCACUGGAACAUGGCACCGGGCUGCGCUCGUUCAACUGCUGAGCUGCCUGGUAAAAGCUGCUCCAGGGCAGGGCUGCCCAGAGGAUUCAGGGGGCCUGGCACAAAGCAAU